AUACGAUUUCGAUCUCAUCAACUUUCGUACUUGUUUCUUCUUAUGCUCUCGUGAGCCACACGCUUGCUCUCCUCCUCUACCAUUAUAAAAAGCAGGCGGGUUUUUAAUGUUUUGAACUGAUAAGUUGGUCAAAUAAAGGAAGGAAGGAUUUUAUUUAUUACAAUGGAGGCCAAAGCGAGUCAAAAUGCGGGUCGGGUCAUGGACGGUCCAACCAAUCCCAUGGUCACCCCUCUUCUUACCGAUCUUUAUCAGUUCACCAUGGCUUACGCUUAUUGGAAAGCCGGCAAACACAAUGAACGAGCCGUGUUCGAUCUAUAUUUCCGAAAGAACCCGUUUGGUGGUGAAUUUACAGUGUUUGCUGGUUUGGAAGAAUGCAUAAAGCUCAUUGCUAAUUUCAAGUUAACUGAGGAAGAGGUCUCCUUUAUCCAUAAAAGCUUGCCUGGUUCAUGUGAGGAAGGCUUUUUGAAUUAUUUAAGAGAAAUAGACUGCUCUGAUGUUGAAGUGUAUGCUAUUUCAGAGGGAACAGUUGUUUUCCCAAAGGUUCCCCUACUUAGACUUGAAGGGCCAGUCCCUGUGGUUCAAUUGCUGGAGACUCCAGUUCUGAACCUUGUGAAUUUUGCAUCCUUAGUGACUACAAAUGCGGCUAGACAUAGACUUGUUGCUGGACGAUCUAAAAUGUUGUUUGAGUUUGGGCUUCGAAGGGCUCAGGGACCUGAUGGAGCUAUAGGGGCAUCAAAGUAUUGCUAUAUUGGAGGUUUUGAUGCAACAAGGUGGUUUGCUGAGUAUUUGUAUCCUGUUUUGCACUGCUUUCAUGUUUUCCUUUGCAAUGUUGCAGCUGGGAGGUUAUUCGGUAUACCUCUUCGUGGGACACAUUCUCAUGCUUUUGUUAGCUCAUUUAUGAGCCCUGAUGAAAUCCUGGAAAGAUCUCUAUGUAGCUCUGAUGGUUCAAAUACUUGUGAGGACUUUGUCACUCUUGUUCAUUCAUGGUUAAGCAAAAUACAGUGGUUGAAAUCACUUGGUGGCAUUUUUGGAGAGACCAAUCAGAGUGAAUUAGCAGCUUUUAUAUCAUAUGCUUUGGCAUUUCCUAACAACUUUCUUGCUCUUGUAGAUACAUAUGAUGUAAUAAGGAGUGGAGUCCCCAACUUUUGUGCAGUUGCUUUGGCACUUAGUGACUUGGGGUAUAGAGCAGUUGGCAUUAGAUUGGACUCUGGUGACCUAGCGUACUUGUCUAGUGAAGCCCGAAAGAUCUUUCAUACAAUUGAGAAAGAACUUGGGGUUCCUGGUUUUGGAAAGAUGAUCAUUACUGCUAGUAAUGAUUUAAAUGAAGAAACUUUGGAUGCGCUAAGAAAGCAGGGUCAUGAGGUGGAUUGUUUUGGAAUAGGAACCUAUUUGGUAACUUGCUAUGCACAAGCCGCUUUAGGCUGUGUCUUCAAGCUUGUUGAGAUUAAUAAUCAGCCACGCAUCAAAGUUUCAGAGGAUGUAUCUAAGGUCUCUAUACCAUGCAAAAAAAGAUGUUACAGGUUAUAUGGCAAAGAAGGAUAUUCCCUGGUAGACAUAAUGACAGGGGAAAAUGAACCAUGUCCAAAGGUUGGAGAACGAAUCCUAUGCCGUCACCCUUUUAGUGAAUCCAAAAGAGCAUAUGUGGUACCAAAGCGUGUGGAGGAGCUUCUUAAGUGUUACUGGCCUGGAAAAUCAGGUAAAGUAAGGGAAGAGUUACCAGCUCUGCAGGAUAUUAGGGACCAUUGCAUCAAACAGCUUGAGCAAAUGAGGCCUGAUCACAUCAGGAGAUUAAACCCAACACCAUACAAGGUGAGCGUAAGUGCAAAACUGUAUGAUUUCAUCCAUUUCCUAUGGCUCAAUGAGGCCCCUGUCGGGGAGCUGCAGUGAGAAUCCCAGAUAAAUUGAUAUGAUAUAGCUUACAAAUAGCAGGUACAAAGUAAUGAUUCCAAUGGAGUUGGAGGAGCUUCUUUAACAUAGUCUUCAUACAUCACAUUGUUGUCGUCUUUAUGCUUUAAUAAUCCAUUAUUUUUUGCAAUGCUUGAAUGAAAUGGAACAUUUCCUUUUCCGCUGUCCAGAAUUUUUGGAACCAAGGAUCAUGUGUAAAUCUUGCAUACAAAAGAAAAACAGCUUAGAGCCAUAGAAAUUGUCUUCUACCCAGAACACGAAAUUGAUGGCACUAAUGUAGGAUGCCAAUUUCUAAUGUGAAAUUUUGAUUUUUCUUGGAUUUGGUCAUUGAAA
Molecule: messenger RNA, 2238 nt
Organism: Gossypium arboreum
Lineage: Eukaryota; Viridiplantae; Streptophyta; Magnoliopsida; Malvales; Malvaceae
Product: nicotinate phosphoribosyltransferase 2
Exons: 15
Coding region: 163-1887 (574 amino acids)
Biological process (GO): NAD+ biosynthetic process
Molecular function (GO): nicotinate phosphoribosyltransferase activity
Source: RefSeq, a predicted model, not a curated record